This is a messenger RNA of Symphalangus syndactylus (siamang), 1564 nucleotides long. RefSeq lists its product as uncharacterized. The record is from RefSeq and is a predicted model, not a curated record. NCBI's taxonomy places the organism in Eukaryota, Metazoa, Chordata, Mammalia, Primates, Hylobatidae.
AUGUCUGGCAAAUUCAACGAUGGUCUCCUGGGAGGAACAGACUGCCCCUUAGAGGAUAUUACUUACAUUUUCUUUCGAAAUGAGGCUAGUUCCUCGCCUCUAGUCUCCAGGUUUCUUUUUUCCUGGUCAUCAGUCUCGCUCUCUCCCGGCACCCUCAGGCCGCGAGCCCCUCCCUCCGCUCGGGCUCGCACCUCUCCCCAGCCUGGUGCACCUGGGCUGACGCGGGCUCGGGACUCGUGCGGAGCGCCGCGAGCGCGGCGGAGGCAGAGGCGCGCUGACUGCCACCUCCAGCCGUGCCAGAGGGACAGCACGCGCUGCGCAACGGAGACCGUUCUCCUUGGCCGCCGCUCACGGCUCGCGGCGACCACCGCCGUUGAAGCUGCGGGCGGGCAACCGUGCGUCUCCCGGGACAGCCAGCCCCGGCGGCUGCUCCUUCCGGAUGCCAGGGCCAGGGCGCCGGGCGGCCGCCAGCAGGAGAAUGAAGAGCUCGGUGGGAGGAAGGAGAGAAAAGCUCCUGGGGGCGCCGAAAGCUCAGCCCAGCCGCGGUAUCAGGUGAUGCUGAUGCCGAAGUUGAUUCUGCUGGUCUUGGGGCCAGUCUUUGAGAACCACAUUCAACAUGGGGAAGUAAGAGCUAGGAGUCAUGCCAAGCUGUGGAACAACUGAGGAAAAUAUUCAGGAAAAAACAUAUGGAAAACCAUUGUCCAUAUAUAGCACAUCUUUUUGCCUUUCCUGAUUCUAUGGGAGAUCUUCUAUAAUUCUGCAAAUUAUAUAGAACCUCUGCUGGUCCAGUAGAAGUUCAGUUGAAUUCCCUCCUCAUCCUGUGGAACAGAUAGUUUUGCCAUUUGCAUAUUCAACUUCCUGAUCUGUAAAUAUGUCUGUUUUUCUUUUAAACCAAUUAUAACAUCUGUCUGGUUCUCUCACUGAAAUGCAUUCUUUAAGACGUUUAUUUUAUAUCUGUAUGAGAAUCAUGAUUUUACCCUUUUUGUUGGAAAAUUAUUUUUUAUCAUUCCUCUAGGGCAGGAGUUCUCAACUUCAGUACUGUUGGCAUUUGGGGCCAAUUUUUUUUGUUAUGAGGGCUAGUUGUGUGCCUUAAAGGAUAUUUAACAUCUUCUCUGCCCUCUACCCAUUCGAUACCAGUAGAACCACCCAGAAAUAUCUUCACACAUUGUUAAGAGUUCCAGCUGCAAAUAUUUAAAAUCACCCCUGACUGAGAACAACUGUCCUGGGAUAAAAUAUAUCUGCUUUAAUAUCCAAAAAAAAAGACUAAUGUCUGCUGCUCAUUAUUCAUGUUACUAGUUUACUGUGCAGCUGCUACGUGUGUAUGUGUAUUAGUUACAGGUUCUACAGAUAACGCUAUCAAUAAGACCAAACACAAAUUUGCUUUUAGGAAACUUGGAUCUAAUUCUAGUUAGUGUCAUAUCCUGUUUAUGCAGAUUCUUGUUUACCUUUAGUCCAGGGAAAUACGUUGUUACUCUGUAAAAUGAUUCUUUUCCUUGUUUUGCCUGUUUUCUCUGUUUUUCCUCUUUGUCUUUCCUUGGCUUUUUAAAAUUUAUGAGUUAAAUAA